CCUCAGAAUAGCGUGGCCCUGGCCUCCAUCCAGCUGCCCCCCAGCCUGUUCUCAACCCUUCCGGCUGCCCUGGCUCCCCCAGUCCCUCCAGAUUGCACCCUGCAACUGCUGGUCUUCAGAAAUGGCCGUCUUUUCCGCAGCCAUGGCAACACUUCCCGUACUGGAGCAGCUGGGCCUGGCAAGAGGCGUGGUGUGGCCACCCCUGUCAUAUUUGCAGGAACCAGUGGCUGUGGCGUAGGGAACUUGACUGAGCCGGUGGCUGUCUCACUGAGGCACUGGGCUGAAGGAGCUGAUCCCAUGGCAGCUUGGUGGAACCAAGAGGGGCCUGGAGGCUGGAGUUCCGAGGGCUGUAAGCUCCGCGUCAGCAAGCCCAACGUCAGUUCCCUGUACUGCCAGCACUUGGGCAAUGUGGCUGUGCUCAUGGAGCUGAGUGCGUUCCCACGGGAGGCGGGAGGCUCUGGGGCUGGACUGCAUCCUGUUGUGUACCCCUGCACAGCUUUGCUGCUACUCUGUCUUUUCUCCACCAUCAUCACCUACAUCCUCAACCACAGCUCCAUCCAUGUGUCCCGGAAGGGUUGGCAUAUGCUGCUGAACCUGUGUUUCCACAUGGCCAUGACCUCUGCUGUCUUUGUUGGGGGCAUCACUCUCACCAACUACCAAAUGGUUUGCCAAGCGGUGGGCAUCACUCUGCACUACUCUUCCUUGUCCACACUGCUCUGGAUGGGGGUAAAGGCUCGGGUCCUCCACAAGGAGCUCACUUGGAGGGCGCCCCCUCCAGAAGAAGGGGAUGCAGCACCAUCAGGUCCUCGACCUAUGCUCCGGUUCUAUUUGAUUGCUGGAGGGAUCCCCCUCAUAAUCUGCGGCAUCACCGCUGCGGUCAACAUCCACAACUACCGGGACCACAGUCCCUAUUGCUGGCUGGUAUGGCGUCCAAGCCUUGGCGCCUUCUACAUACCGGUGGCGUUGAUUCUGCCCAUCACCUGGAUCUACUUCUUGUGUGCGGGCCUGCAUUUACGGGGUCAUGUGGCCCAGAAUCCAAAGCAGGGUAACAGUAGGCUCGCUCUGGAGCCAGGGGAAGACCUGAGGGGUUCCACCAGGCUCAGGAGCAGUGGCGUCCUCCUGAGUGACUCUGGUUCCCUUUUGGCUACAGUUAGCGCAGGAGUAGGGACACCUGCGCCCCCAGAGGAUGGUGAUGGCGUAUAUUCUCCGGGAGUCCAGCUGGGGGCGCUGAUGACCACGCAUUUCCUGUACCUGGCUAUGUGGGCUUGUGGAGCCUUGGCGGUAUCUCAGCGCUGGCUGCCGCGAGUGGUGUGCAGCUGUCUGUACGGUGUGGCAGCCUCAGCUCUGGGCCUCUUUGUCUUCACCCACCACUGUGCCAGGCGUAGGGAUGUUCGGGCUUCCUGGCGCGCCUGCUGUCCUCCUGCUUCGCCCUCGGCCUCCCACGCCCCGCCCCGGGCCCUGCCGACUGCUGCGGAGGAUGGAUCCCCGGUGUUGGGGGAGGGACCAGCCUCCCUCAAGUCCUCCCCAAGUGGCAGCAGUGGCCGUGUACCGCCUCCCCCCUGCAAACUCACCAACCUGCAGGUAGCCCAGAGUCAGGUGUGCGAGGCAGGCGUGGCCGCCCACGGGGAUGGAGAGCCAGAGACCGUCGGCUCCCGCAGCCUAGCUCCCCGGCACCAUAACAACCUUCAUCACGGGCGCCGACUACACAAGAGUCGGGCCAAGGGGCACCGAGCCGGAGAGACUAGUGGCAAGAGCCGGCUCAAGGCGCUGCGCGCAGGCACGUCCCCAGGAGCUCCCGAGCUGCUGUCUAGUGAGAGCGGCAGCUUGCACAACAGCCCGUCCGACAGCUACCCGGGCAGCAGCCGCAACAGUCCCGGCGAGGGCCUUCCGCUCGAGGGUGAGCCCAUGCUCACGCCGUCGGAGGGCAGCGACACCAGCGUUGCGCCGAUCCCUGAGGCCGGGCGCGCCGGGCAGCGCCGCAGCGCCAGCCGUGACAACCUCAAGGGCGGUGGCAGCGCACUGGAGCGGGAGAGCAAGCGCCGCUCCUACCCGCUCAACACCACCAGUCUUAACGGCGCCCCCAAGGGGGGCAAAUAUGAGGAUGCCAGUGUGACCGGUGCAGAGCCCAUAGCGGGAGGAUGCAUGAAGACGGGCCUCUGGAAAAGCGAGACCACCGUCUAGGGCCAGGUUUAGCAUGGGCCGGUCACACCGGCUUGUUACUCCCAGAUCCUCGGUGGUUCAAGCCCUCUAGGGAUGUGUAGGCUUGAAGUGGCCAUGCUGAUGGCUGCCCUUGGGCUCACCGUCUUUAGUUACCCAGGCUGGGGACGGAGAGGCAGAUGCUUGCCACUCGUCUGGUGGACUACCCCUCAGUAGGAGCGACAGACAAUCCUAGACCGGUUGUGAUGGCCAAGAUGUUGGUGCCCUCCCAGGUAGGGAUAAAAGUUCCGUCAGUCUAGUGGAAGAGCCCAGCCCAGGUAGGCUCAGGAAAGGAGAGGGAAACCUGGGAACUGCAUUGGCCUCUUCCGGCCUCACAGGGGACCAUAUGACUGUCAAGGUCCCAGGCCUCUUCCCAGGUUUUGGCUUGGGAAACCAUCUUAGCAGAUGAGCCAGGUGCCCUGCCAGGGGUGUGACAGGUGCUGCCUUUUCAGAUCAACUAUGCAAGGGGUGGGAGGAGUGGGGCCCUGUGGUAGGCAGCUCUAGAGAUCGGUAACACGGAGGGGGCAGGUGGGAAAGGUGCUCAGAGAGAUGUAAUCCCCAGGGAGUGGUACACAGUUCUUCCAGCAGAGUUCAGAACAAAACCUGAACUCUACACACCCGAGACAGUGAUGCCCCUGGUACCUGAAGACUCUGGGGGAGGGCGCUGAUAUUGGAUCUGGGCACAACCUAUAUAAUGGUCUGAAUGAGACUCCACUUAGCUGCUCAAUUAAAGUACCCACCGCCUGCUCUCAGCCGCCCAAUUCUGAGGGACUGAGGGAAAGUGCCUCCAUGAGGCUUCUAUGGCAAAGCCAUGCUAAUAAUCCAAUUUCUAACUCCAGUUAGAAAACUAAAGUGCCAAACCAUCUCCCAACUCGCUGAAACCCAACCACACUCUGGGGCAGCAUCUGGGUCCAGGUUGCUCAAGAGUCUCUGCUUUCACUACUUGCUAAAAACUCCACUUUUCCCAACUUAAAUUGCCUUUUACCACAGAUCCACAUGGAAGUAGAGUUCUUGGGCCCUGUGAAGCAGGAGGGAACCCAGGUCUGGUUAGGUGAGAGAACCUAACCAGAAUGGGGAAGGGAGGAUCCAGCCUCCUUGAGAUGGGUCCCUUUAUUUAUGCUUGCUGCACAGACGAUAUUAGAGGGAAAAGCUUUGUAUUACUCUUCCACAUAUGCUGGCUGCUGUUUACAUACCCUGCCAAUGCCUUAGCACUGGAGAGCUUUUUGCAAUAUGCCAGGGAAAGGGGAGGGAGGGAGGGAGGGAAUGAAGUGCCAAAGAAAACAUGUUUUAAAGUUCUGGUUUUAUACAAUAGAAUGUUUUCCAGCAGAUGCCUCUUUGUUUUAAUAUAUUAAAAUCUUGCAAAGCCCUUUGAGCGACA
Messenger RNA from Psammomys obesus (fat sand rat), 3574 nucleotides. Its product is annotated as adhesion G protein-coupled receptor A2-like. Gene Ontology annotation, cellular component: Wnt signalosome; plasma membrane. The record is from RefSeq and is a predicted model, not a curated record. Gene Ontology annotation, molecular function: G protein-coupled receptor activity. Gene Ontology annotation, biological process: G protein-coupled receptor signaling pathway; central nervous system development; positive regulation of canonical Wnt signaling pathway. NCBI's taxonomy places the organism in Eukaryota, Metazoa, Chordata, Mammalia, Rodentia, Muridae.